Molecule: messenger RNA, 1125 nt
Organism: Pocillopora verrucosa
Lineage: Eukaryota; Metazoa; Cnidaria; Anthozoa; Scleractinia; Pocilloporidae
Product: gamma-glutamyl hydrolase-like
Biological process (GO): tetrahydrofolylpolyglutamate metabolic process
Cellular component (GO): vacuole
Molecular function (GO): gamma-glutamyl-peptidase activity
Source: RefSeq, a predicted model, not a curated record
CCAACAAAAUCUACACAGGGCUUUUAGCAUGCGUGCCAUCCUUUCUUACCGGACUUCUCCACAGCUGACCAUGAUGUUAGCAAUUUUGAUAGCUUCUACUUUUACGUUUGGUUUUGCUCUUGAAAACUUUCAAGAUCAGCAAUACUUGGUACCUAAAAGCACGGUCAAAACGAAUCGUCCAAUUAUAGGUAUUUUGACUCAAGAAACCAAUGCCAACCUUACGCAAUUCGGUUACCAAUACCUUAGUGCUCUUUACGUGAAGACUUUGGAAUCUGCAGGGGCUCGAGCUGUUCCAGUUUUUGUCAAUUCCAGCACACCGGAAAUAGAAAAUAUGUUUCAUUCUUUAAAUGGGUUGAUCUUUCCGGGAGGCCAUGUGAAGUUAAAUAUAUCUAGAUACACAACAGUCGGAAGGAAGUUCCUAGACCUUGCUGUUAAGGCCUACGAUGAAACAGGAGACGUAUUUCCAAUAUGGGCCGAGUGCCUAGGAUUUGAAUUGAUUGCUCUUAUAGUUAGUGGAAGGGACUUAAAGUUUGGUCAAUACGACCAGUCGUUCCUCAGCCUCACAGAUGCAAGAAACAUCAGUUUAAAGCUUAUUUUAUCUCCAGACUUUAAGUCAACGAAACUGUUAGGGUCUGCCCCUGAUAAUAUCAUAAAGUACAUGACACAAAAUGAUAUCAAUUACAACAAUCACAAUAGAGGUUUGACGCCCGAGGUAUUCCAUAAAGAUGAAAAGUUGAGUGAGUUUUUUAAAAUAGUUUCCACGAGUAAUGACAGGAAAGGAAAGCCGUUUAUCUCUACUAUGGAAGCUCUUAAAUAUCCUAUUUACAGUUUUCAGUGGCAUCCGGCGAAGCCUCUGUUUGAGUGGACAACACUAAAAGACAUCAGACAUACAGAGGAGGCUGUUCUGAUAGCACAAUAUUUCGCAGACUUUUUUGUAAAUCAAGCUCGUUUAAGUGACCAUCGAUUCCCGAGCACAGAAGAGGAGAAAAAGGCAUUGAUUUACAACUAUACACCAACAUACACUGGAGAUGUCGUAUCAGUGUUACAGAUGUACUUUUGGUGAUAAAGAGCCUCCUUGAAAUAACUGAAGUAUGCUGAUCCUUUUUAUGCCGGAGGCAUUUUUUA